UCUGGGAAACAGAAAAGGAAAAAACACCAAAACUUUCUAAUAUUUUCGAUUUUUCGCGUCAUAAUUUAUACGCCUGUAGAUAUACCUAGUGUAUAUAAUAAUAUACAGAGGAAAAGUUAGGGUUAGUGCUUGAAAAUUUUAGUCAAUUUGGAGUCGUUGAAACUUGAAAGGGAGAAAGGAAGACUUUAUUGUUUUUUUUUUUCCUGGUUGUGUUUGGGAAGCGAGAAAAUUUUUCUGAGGAAGUUCGAGGAACUGAGAAAGUGUGAUGCGUGAGGAAUGGAGAUGAUCAGUCCGCAGCCGCUGCAAACGAUGCCCUACGGCGCGCAUAUUCCGGCGCAGCUCGAGGGCGAUGACUGUGUCGGUGUCGACGGAGGCCGCGACGAGGCUGUGAAUGGAGGAGGAGUUGAGGAGGAGGCGACUCGGAGGAGCUCUGCAAUGGUGGCGAGUCCUAAUUCGGGUUUGCCGUCUCGGACGAGUGAGCUCACCAUUGCUUUCGAAGGCGAGGUCUACGUUUUCCCGGCGGUUACGCCGGAGAAGGUGCAAGCAGUGCUAUUACUAUUGGGAGGGUGUGAUGUACCCAGCUCUGUUCCUAGCUCUGAGUUUCUGCCAAAACAGAACAACAGGGGUGUAGAUGACCCGCCAUGGAGUUCGAAACUUUCAAGAAGAUUUGCAUCCCUUGUUAGGUUCCGAGAGAAACGAAAGGAGAGAUGCUAUGACAAGAAAAUUCGAUACAACUGCAGAAAAGAGGUUGCUCAGAGGAUGCAUCGCAAGAAUGGACAGUUUGCAUCAUCAAAAGACUCUAGGAAAAUUGAUGCUGGAAACUGGGAUUCAAGUGAUGGCACUCCUUGUGCGGAAUCUAUAGUACGUAGAUGCCAACAUUGCGGGAUUAGUGAAAAGUGUACCCCAGCAAUGCGGCGGGGGCCGGGCGGUCCAAGAUCUUUAUGUAAUGCUUGUGGACUCAUGUGGGCAAACAAGGGAACUCUGAGGGAUCUUACAAAAGCAGGAAGGUCUAUCACUUACGAUAAAAAUGAAGCGGAAAUUUCAGCUGAUAUUAAGCCUUCAAAUAUGGAUCCAGAAAAUUGCUAUCACGGCCAGGAUGAGCAGGGGAGCCCAGAAGAGACCAAACCUGGUUCAUUGGACUCUGAUAAUCCUUCCAUGAGGCUGAGUGAUCAGGACAUGCCAGAUAUGCAGGAUAUCCAGGAUAUUCAGGAAAUGCAGGGAACCACUGACAUAAUAACUGAUCAUAUGUCAAUUCAAGUUGAGAAUUCAUCAGUUGAGCUUGAUGAACAGGAAACUCUGGAUGAAUUUGCCAAUGCUUCAGGGACAGAAUUUGACAUUCCCGAAAACUUUGAUGACCAGAUAUCGGUAUUUAGUAGUCUGACGUCAAAUAUAGGAGACUAACCAUAUGAUUUUCCUGAUAUAACCUUUUUUCUGAAGGUGCAGUGCUGAUUACUUUCUUACUAACAAUGGAUUUAUCAGAUUUGGUUUAUGCUUAUAGACACAGGACGUUCAUGUGUAUCGGAGUAGCUAGACAUAACUAUCUAAUAAUGUGAUUAAGGUUCUGUUUUAUGCCUUUAUUGUCCUCUACUUAUUUUAUUUUUUUGGU
This is a messenger RNA of Morus notabilis, 1606 nucleotides long. Its product is annotated as GATA transcription factor 24. Lineage: Eukaryota; Viridiplantae; Streptophyta; Magnoliopsida; Rosales; Moraceae. The record is from RefSeq and is a predicted model, not a curated record. Gene Ontology annotation, molecular function: protein binding; zinc ion binding; sequence-specific DNA binding. The coding region runs from base 277 to 1401 and encodes 374 amino acids. Gene Ontology annotation, biological process: regulation of DNA-templated transcription. The transcript has 10 exons.